AUGCUGCCUGUAAACAGCGGGUUUGCUGGUUCGUUCAACGUGGAUAAUGCGGCCACCUUUGGUUUCUCGUUAUUUGUGCAAGAGUGUGUUCGUGCUGGCUUUCCUCUGUUGACGCUGGGUGCCGCCCGUUCCGACUUGACUUCGUCAGCCUUGGGCGCUGUGACACUGGGUUCUUCCUUGUCGCUGCAUGGUGCAUAUCAGGCAGAGUUCGCUUUGCCAGUGCUGGGCAGCUUUCACAUUGAGCCUUUCUUGUCUCUGCAGAAGCUGUCUCAUCCAGGUUCCAGCUCUUCUGCCUUCGGCCAAGCAUGA
Molecule: messenger RNA, 309 nt
Organism: Cladocopium goreaui
Lineage: Eukaryota; Dinophyceae; Suessiales; Symbiodiniaceae
Source: the annotation of a GenBank genome assembly